AUGGCUUCCUUUUUGCUUCGCGAUGUCCGCAUAUUCACUGGAGAUUCCACAGUAGAAGAAGGCUAUAUUCUGGUCUCCAACGGCAAGAUCAAAUCAGUUGGGCCAACCUCAAGCAUACCACAACUAGAGAACCCCAUCAGAACCUAUUCCAAACCAGGCCACACCCUCCUUCCCGGUCUCAUAGACUGCCACAUCCAUGCCGACAGAGCCGAUCCCGAAGCACUCCCGCAAUCCCUCCGCUUCGGUGUAACGACAGUAUGCGAGAUGCACAACGAGCUGCCCAACGUGCUCAAACUUCAGAAGCAAACUCAGCAACCAGACACGGCGUCCUACAAGAGUGCGGGCCAAGCGGCGACUAUCGAGAACGGAUGGCCAAUUCCAGUCAUUUUGGCGCACGAUAAGAGUCCCGAGACGGUAGCAGAGAUAGCAAAAUGGCCCAAACUAACGGACAGGGAGAGCGUGGUGCAGUACCUAGAGUGGACAAGUCGAGAGAUGAAGCCCAACUACAUCAAACUAAUGCACGAGUCCGGCACGACGAUGGGUGCCACAUUCUCCUACCCUUCCCUAGAGCUCCAGCGCACCAUCGUCACGGAGUCACAAAAGCGCGGCUAUCUAACCGUCGCUCACGCCACGUCUCUACAAGAUACACUCGACGUGCUGAACGCCGGUGUCAACGGGCUAACGCACACCUUCUGCGACCAGCCGCCCACUCAAGCCGUACUGGACGCAUACAAGCAGAACAACGCAUGGUGCAACCCCACGCUCGCCGCCAUGGGCAGUCUCACGACCGAAGGCAAAGACCUGCAGCACCUCUUCGCGCACGAUCCCCGCGUGCAGCAGCUCAUCAGUCAAGACAAGAGAGGGAACAUGUGCCAGUGCAUGGCGUUCGCUGCCCAGCACGGCAAGGUCUCGUACGCGUACGAGAGCGUCAGGGCGCUGCGCGCUGCUGGCGUCGAUAUCCUCUGUGGCUCUGAUGCCGCGGGGCCGGCCAAGGGAACUGCGUUCGGACUGUCGAUGCAUCACGAGUUGAGUUUGUUUGUGAACGAGGUGGGCAUGACGCCUGUCGAGGCGCUUACGAGCGCGACUAGUUUGGUUGCGAAGCGGUUUGGCUUCAGUGAUAGAGGGCGUCUGGCAGAGGGGUUGAAUGCGGAUCUGGUGCUUGUUGAGGGGAAUCCGUUGAAGAAUAUUGACGACACGUUGAAUCUUAGGGGAGUCUGGAGAGAGGGGAGACUGUGCAAUGAUUACAAAGAGGGCAUGGAACGCUGA
Messenger RNA from Ascochyta rabiei, 1266 nucleotides. RefSeq lists its product as uncharacterized. The record is from RefSeq and is a predicted model, not a curated record. Gene Ontology annotation, molecular function: hydrolase activity, acting on carbon-nitrogen (but not peptide) bonds. Bases 1 to 1266 code for a protein of 421 amino acids. NCBI's taxonomy places the organism in Eukaryota, Fungi, Ascomycota, Dothideomycetes, Pleosporales, Didymellaceae. The transcript has a single exon.